Messenger RNA from Trachemys scripta elegans, 2465 nucleotides. RefSeq names its product BCL2 like 14 (gene BCL2L14). Lineage: Eukaryota; Metazoa; Chordata; Testudines; Emydidae. Gene Ontology annotation, biological process: regulation of apoptotic process. Bases 273 to 1232 code for a protein of 319 amino acids. The transcript has 6 exons. The record is from RefSeq and is a predicted model, not a curated record.
UUGCAAGUUGCUAGAGUACCUCUGAUAAGGAAGUGAAGGACACUCUCUAAAGUGCAGCUCUGCCCUUAUCUGAAGCACGUAAGCAAAUGUUUUAACAAAAGGCUGAAAUUUUAAAAUAAAAAUAUUACCCCUUUUCUUUGAAGGAAAGCCAGGAAGAUUACAAGACUCAACUGGUUUUAACAGAAAAGAAAUAGUGACUGGAAAAACAUCAGGAAGUGCUCAGCUCAAGAGACUUUAAGGCCUGUUGGUGCAACUUCAAGGAAAGGGGCAAGAUGAAUUCAACCAGUGAUGCCAACAUGGAAGAGAUCUCUCUGGAGGAUGAGGAGAGAGACACCGUGGAAUACAAAGUUCUUAUGGCAUAUGCCCAGCGACGACUCUCCGUGAGUAAAUAUGGGCAACUUCUGAAAAGGGAGGCGAAGACCUUGAAAGGAUCGUCUACAGAGAGAGGGGAAAGGGAAGGUAUCCCUCAGGUCGGUAAGGGUGAGACACACCAAGAACUGUCAGUCCAGGACAAAGGGCCCACUGCCCAACGUAAAAAGCAAAAGAAGAAAAAGUUUAUCUGGCGACGCCUGCUGCUUUCCUGUGCCAGAGGAGAGAGGGAGGAGGGCCCACAGGAGCUAGCCACGAACCAAGACACUGUGAAUGGGUAUGGCUUAAAGAUGCCGAUGGCACUCCAGAUAUCAGAAGGUGAGACACAGGAUUACCUCCACAUUGCAGACAGACUUGCUAAGAUAGUUAAUGCCAGGUCGCACUCAGCUCCCCGUGGAGUGGGUUUCAGAGCACUAGAGCGCACUCCGAGUCUAGAGGCAGAUGGCAAAUUCCCUCAGCAAGAGGGAGGUGAAAAAGAUGAAGAAGAGAGGAUAAUAGAAACGAUAGUUGCAUUGUUAAGACAAUCAGGGGAUAAACUGGAAGAAACGAUAAAAAAGGACAAAACUUUCUAUCGCUGUGUCACAAAGAUGCUCUCCUAUGCCUUCUUCAAGAAACUCACUGAUCAGUACCUGGAGGAAGUCCCAGGAGAUUCUACCAGGGAGACAGAAGGCAAAAUACAGUGCACUAAAGCUGCCUUUGUGAUGGAAGUUACGACCAGACUUACAGCCGUGGACAACCAUCCUAUGAACAUGGUCCUGGGGUUUGGAAUAAAGUACCUCAAAGAACAUUUUAGCCCUUGGAUUCAGAACCAUGGUGGAUGGGAAAAUGCCUUGGGAUUAUUGGACGAGGAAGAAGUAGAAUAAACUUGAGCGGAUUCACUCUCCAGGGCAUGCUGUAGCUUUACAACAAUCCAAUGCCGGAGUGAUUUUGAAAGGGGAGGUAGAAGAGGAGAAUGCUGUGACUUGAAGGUCCCCAAGGGAAGGAAGUUUGAUUACUCUUCUCGAAGCCUUCUGUUAAGGUGGAAAUGUUAAUCAAUGUGUAGGAGAACAAGACUAGCUACUUUUCGCAGUGAGCAAACACCUCACUGGCCACAGAGUGCCACCUUGUGGCUUAUGGCUAACAUGACUUCAGAUUCCUUUUUAAACAUUUUAAUGGAUGUAUCUUCAAAUGUGUGUAAUCCAUGCCAAGAAACACCUGAGUAUAACUGAGCUACAGCUACAAGGCCAGAUUUUCAUGUGGUCUGAACCCACUGCUGGGGCCAGAUUUUCCCACAGAGUUCAGCAUGUUAGGUGCCGCAAGUGCUUUUCAGAAGCUGGCCCUUAAUGCCAUCGUCUCACCACUGACAAUCAUAUUGGCUCCUGCUCAUGCAGUAUACAGGGCUGUCAACUCUCUCUCCAUCUCCCUAUCCAGUUGGAUCCCAUGAAUGAACGAUCCCAUUGAUUUCAGUAGAAGGGUUUAGGGUUGUAUGGGGGGGGGGGGGACUAGGAGGUGAGGAAGGCUACUCUUGUCAGACUCUUAGCUCUUUACUUUCAUUGUCUUCUCCUCUACAUAGACCAACCACUGACCCCUUUGCAUAGGUAUUUUUAAUUUGGCCUAGCUCUACUAUAUUUUUAAAUUAUCUGGAGCCAUAUUGUCCUCCUAAGCAUUAAUUUGGCUAGUGUCCAGAAAAUACUAGUAUUGGGAAGGCUACAUAACUCACAAAAUGUAACUUGUCUUUUGAAUAGUAAGGAAAAUUAGCCUGGAGAAAGAGAGAUGCUUCCCGUUAAAAGGUAGAUUAGAAAAACUUCUGAUGAAACAUUCAGUAACCAGAAUUGGAACUUUGACCAUUGAGAAUGAGCAAUACACUUAUGCCUCCUGCCUCCAACCAUUGUAUUGGAGAGAAUAAAUUACAUUAGUGUGUCAUUUAGACUACAACUGCCAGUGAAAUCAUUCCCAGUACUGUUCCUUGAUUUGUAGCCUACGUGGCUGAUAUUUUUUUAACUGGAAAGAGAAGAAAUUUGGAACACUGGCAAAAGUUGCAAAAUCCAGGAGUUCUAUGCAUAACUCUCCAUGGGCAAAUGGUUACACUUCAUUAAAAGACUCUACCUUUUUUCUGA